UGUGCUAGUCAGCUGGUAGCAUCUCCAACCUUCCUGUGUGCUCAUGUUUGGUCAACUAGAUUAAAUGAGAAAACAAUUAUUUGCGCAAUAUUCCUACUGAGCAGUGAAGAAAGAUGUUGUCUCGUUUAUUGAAGGAGCACCAGGCGAAGCAAAGCGAGCGGAAGGACCUGCAGGAGAAACGCAGGCGUGAAGCUAUUACUGCAGCCACGUGUCUGACAGAAGCCCUGGUGGACCACCUCAAUGUUGGAGUUGCCCAAGCAUACAUAAACCAACGUAAGCUCGACCAUGAGGUCAAAACUCUCCAGGUGCAGGCGAGCCAGUUCUCCAAACAAACUGCUCAGUGGAUCAGUAUGGUGGAGGGGUUCAAUCAGGCCCUAAAGGAAAUUGGGGAUGUGGAGAACUGGGCGCGCAGUAUUGAGAUGGACAUGAGGACCAUCUCCACCGCUCUGGAGUACGUACACAAGGGUCAGCUUCAGUCUGCUUCUUCAUAAACUUCACGUGAGAAGUUUAAAGCUGAAACUAAAUACACUGGAAUAUAACAGAAUGUAACAGGAAUCUGGUCCAGUUGACCUUUUUAAAAAUGCAAAACCUCAAUGUCAAUAAUGACUUUGCAAGUCUGCGUGCGAAUGCCGACGGUUACAUUGUUCAGAGGAAUACAGAAAGUCUAUUGCAUUGGACAAUUAAGAGUCUUGUUUUCUGUUAGCAAAAGUAGUAACCAUGGCAACCACAUGAUGCUGGAGUAUGAUGAUGAUAUUAAUGAUAAAGCUUUUGUAUUAAAUUAAAUUAAAUGGGUUUAACAUCUGUAUGGUAGUGAGGAUGUCUUCAUAAUAAUAAAUACAAUUUUGACAAUAGGUGAUACGUUUCCAGCUAUUUAAAUUUAAAGAAAGCAGAGCAAGUGUAGGUUUGUGAAGGUGUUAUUUGGGGGGGGGGGGUGUACAGACACAUUUUCCCACUCUUUGUCUGUAAUAUGACCCUUGCUUCUUUUCAGCACCUCAUAUUUGAAUUAUGUAUGUUCUUGUGUACAUAUUAUGUGUUUAUUAUGUACAAUGGGAACUGUUCUGUUUUCAUCAGACACCUAACUUGAAGUUUAUCAUAUGAUGAUUGAACUUAUUUUUAAUAAAGUUUUAAA
Molecule: messenger RNA, 1129 nt
Organism: Scomber scombrus (Atlantic mackerel)
Lineage: Eukaryota; Metazoa; Chordata; Actinopteri; Scombriformes; Scombridae
Gene: bloc1s1
Product: biogenesis of lysosomal organelles complex-1, subunit 1
Exons: 4
Coding region: 114-491 (125 amino acids)
Biological process (GO): endosomal transport
Cellular component (GO): BLOC-1 complex
Source: RefSeq, a predicted model, not a curated record